ACCACGACCACCACGCCUCUUGUUACCAGCGCACGUCUUGUUCCUCCCCGAAUACCAUCUUUCGCAUAAACGCCUGCAUCUCAUACAUUUUGCGAUUCAAUUGAACGCUCAAAGCCACCGCCGCAACCAUGUCCGACCCGGUACUUUUCGAAGACACCUUCACAAUCACCACCAUCAACUCCCAGAAAUAUGACCGUGUUUCGCGUCUGAGCUGCAACUCCACUGAUACCCUCUCGCACUUCACUCUCGAUGUCAACUCCGAGCUUUACCCUUGCGUCGUUGGCGAGUCUGUGAACAUGGCUCUGGCCUCGACGCUUUCUCUGGAUGGCAAGGAUGACUCCGGAUCGAAGGGCUGGAGAGAGGUUGGAAUGGGCGAGCAGACCUUGGCCAACGACUACGAUUAUGUCUGCCACGGCAAGGUUUACCGCUUCGAGGAGGGUUCGAGCCAGGGUAACAUGUAAGAUUUAUUGUGUCACGAAUCGCGGUCUGUUGCGGACUUCGCGAUGUGGCCGGGAUCAUUACUUGAUCAACAGCUGACUAAAUCGUGUCUAGGGCCGUUUUCAUCUCUUUCGGUG
Molecule: messenger RNA, 575 nt
Organism: Aspergillus welwitschiae
Lineage: Eukaryota; Fungi; Ascomycota; Eurotiomycetes; Eurotiales; Aspergillaceae
Product: DNA-directed RNA polymerase core subunit RPB8
Exons: 1
Coding region: 129-461 (110 amino acids)
Biological process (GO): DNA-templated transcription
Cellular component (GO): RNA polymerase II, core complex; RNA polymerase I complex; RNA polymerase III complex
Molecular function (GO): DNA-directed RNA polymerase activity
Source: RefSeq, a predicted model, not a curated record